UUAUUGAAAUAGAGAGACGGCUACACGUGGACAAAGACACCAGUGUAAGGCAGGAUAGUUUUUAUGCCUGGUUCAAUAAGUAGUUAAGAAAUAUUAUUAGAUAAUCUCUUGAUAAUGUGGGUGCUCAUCCCGUUCAACCUGCUUCUCACUGCUGAGGUACUGCAGAUGGUAUCCUGUCAAUAUGGGACAGGAACACCCCCUGUAUGCAGACCGAUUUCUGAUGUGUGCAUAUUACCAGGAAAAGGAGAAAAAGGAGAACCAGGUGAAAAUGGUUUAAGAGGUUCUAUGGGGCCAGUGGGAAAGAAAGGUCCAGAUGGAGAAAAGGGAAGCAUUGGUCCAAAGGGUGAAAAAGGAGAUACGGGUCCUACAGCUAACAUGUCACGCAUUUAUGCCUUAGAAAAGCAAGUCAAAAAACUUGAAAGCGUCAUGAAGUUACAAGGUGUGAUGAAGACUUCAGAGAAGUAUUUCUUUAGCAAUGGGAAGACAAUGACAUAUGAAGAUGGGAAAACAGAAUGUUCAAAUGCUGGUGCAAUGCUUGCUGCUCCAAGGAAUUAUCAUGAGAACGAGGCUGUACUUAAGUUUGUAGUACAAUAUGACACAUAUGCUUACCUUGGCAUUUCUGAUUUUGAAAAAGAAGGCAGCUUUGUAUAUCUUGAUGGACAACCAAUUAUAUUCUCAAAAUGGUAUGGGGGUCAGCCAUAUAACAAAUAUGGUUAUUAUAACUGUGUUCAGAUGUAUGCAGAUGGAACAUGGACUGAUUAUAAGUGUACUGCCAGUCUUCUUAUAAUAUGUGAAUUUUAACACUGCAAGAUUUUUUCUGUAUUAAUGACUUAUUUUUUUCAUAUGAAUUGUUAAAAUGAGGCAACAAUACUUAUACUAAGAACAUGUAGUUGAUUACUACCCCUGGCAUGUAUAACUUGUGAUGACUAUAACAUUUGCAAACAUGAUACAUUUCUAUGCUGAUAUUCCUGAACAAUAACAGAAUAUAAAUGAUAAUACUAUUUAUAUCAGCUUGUGAGUUUUCAAUGGAAAAUGAAGACUUGAUCCCAUA
Molecule: messenger RNA, 1051 nt
Organism: Protopterus annectens (West African lungfish)
Lineage: Eukaryota; Metazoa; Chordata; Ceratodontiformes; Protopteridae
Product: pulmonary surfactant-associated protein A1-like
Exons: 5
Coding region: 115-801 (228 amino acids)
Biological process (GO): positive regulation of phagocytosis; surfactant homeostasis
Cellular component (GO): multivesicular body; rough endoplasmic reticulum
Source: RefSeq, a predicted model, not a curated record